Messenger RNA from Podarcis raffonei (Aeolian wall lizard), 3495 nucleotides. It is a transcript of the gene ILDR2, whose product is annotated as immunoglobulin like domain containing receptor 2. Lineage: Eukaryota; Metazoa; Chordata; Lepidosauria; Squamata; Lacertidae. Gene Ontology annotation, cellular component: membrane. The transcript is spliced from 10 exons. Bases 457 to 2388 code for a protein of 643 amino acids. The record is from RefSeq and is a predicted model, not a curated record. Gene Ontology annotation, biological process: pancreas development.
AGUUCCUGGACAGCUUCAAUGGGCAGCCAUGUGAUUUAGAAACUCCUGCAGCCUCGGAAUUCUGGUUGCGGGGGGCGGGGGAGGAGAAGACUUAAAACCUUGGAAGUUUUCAGCCCAUUGUCAAUCCGAGCUUGGUUUGAGGACUACAGCUGUCUAACGGUGAUUCCCCCGCCACCGUCUUGCCUGAGAUGCAUAAAUUACGUCGCAGGGAGCAGAAUUCCCGAAGGAGGGCAGUGCAGCCCCCCUCCCCCUAGCAGAGUGGUAGCUCCCAUUCAGAACUCUCUCUCUAUUCUCACGCUGAGUUAUGUGGCGGAAGACCCGCAGAUAACGGGAAAGAACACUUGAGGUGCCAGCCGCUUCGUAGCGGGGAGCCUCAUUUUUUACUUUCCUGGCUCCAGUUUCUCCCCCUCUCUCCCCUUCCUUUCCUUUUCCUUUCUGGAGGGACAGACCACGAAGAUGGAUGGAGUCUUCCUAGGCUGGACUGCUUUGCUGUGGCUAACAGCUGUGACUGAAGGGCUUCAGGUCAUGGUGCCGGAAAAGAAAAAGGUGGCCAUGCUCUUUCAGUCUGUCGUGCUUCGAUGCCACUUUUCAACUUCCUCCACACAACCAGCUGUGGUGCAGUGGAAGUUCAAAUCAUAUUGCCAAGACCGCAUGGGAGAAGCUCUGGGAGUGGUCUCUGCAGGCUUACAGGCUGUGAGCAAGAGGAACCUGGAAUGGGAUCCAUACUUGGACUGCGUGGACAGCAGAAGAACGGUCCGCAUUGUGGCUUCCAAGCAGGGCCCGUCGGUCACAGUUGGAGAAUUCUACAAGGGAAGAGAUGUCACCAUUCUCCAUGAUGCAGACCUCCACAUUGGAAAACUGAUGUGGGGAGACAGUGGGUUGUAUUACUGCCUCAUUAUCACACCUGAUGAUGUGGAGGGCAAGACGGAAGAGUCAGUGGAGCUGCUUGUUCUGGGCAGGACAGGGCUGCUUGCUGAUCUCUUGCCCAGUUUUGCUGUGGAGAUUAUGCCAGAGUGGGUGUUUGUGGGCUUGGUGAUCCUGGGCGUCUUCCUCUUCUUCCUCCUGGUUGGGAUCUGCUGGUGCCAGUGCUGUCCUCAUAGCUGCUGUUGCUACGUCCGCUGCCCCUGCUGCCCAGAUACCUGCUGCUGUCCACGGGCACUGUAUGAAGCAGGAAAGGCUGCGAAGGCUGGAUACCCUUCAACCGUUACAUCAAUCCCUGGGCCUUAUUACAUUCCCUCUGUCCACUCUGCGGCUGGAGUCCCAUCUCAUGCUGUCCUGAUGGAGAAGUCACACCUUCCUCCCUUGGCAGCAAGUGAAUCCAGCGCAGGAGGACAAAGUGUGCGGAAAGGCUACCGUAUCCAGGCUGACAAAGAGAGAGAUUCUAUGAAGGUGCUGUACUAUGUCGAGAAAGAACUGGCUCAGUUUGACCCAUCGAGGAGGAUGCGAGAGAGAUACAAUAACACCAUCUCAGAGCUCAGCUCCUUGCAUGAGGAAGAUGCCAACUUCCGCCAAUCUUACCGCCAGGUGCGCAGGAAGCCGCUUCCCCCUUCAGGAGACAUGGAUGGUGAUGCAGAAUACUGGGCAGGAGUCAUCAAUGGAGGUGGCACAUCUAGGCCACAGACAUGCUCUGAUUACAGGGCAGAGAGGGGCAGCCUGAGGCUCAGCCAGCAGAGAUGCAAGUCAGAAAUGCUCUCAAGGAAGAGUUUCUCCAUGGGAGUGCCGGCUGUCUCCAUGGAUGAACUUGCAGCCUUCGCCGAGUCCUACAGUCAGCACGUCUGUCGGACAGAAGGCCCUCAGGAGCCCCGGCGCUUUGAGAGGACAGGAUCCAGAGGAGUACGUGGAGGUGCAGUGCAACACCCAGAAAACUCAUCCGAUGAGUAUUAUGGCAAGCACAGGGCAGGAAACCGUGAGCCAUUGACAGAUUCGGAUCGGGGCUGGACAUAUAGCCCACCCAGGAGACGUGCCCACGAAGAGAAACACUUGCCUAGGCUAGUGUGUCGGACACCGGGAGGGAGUCAGAAGUACGACCACUCCUACCUUACCAGUGCCCUUGAGAGGAAAUCGCGAAGCUAUGAUGAAGGUGGUGAUCAUGGCGGGACACCUUCAAAGUUUAGCUCGCAAUCCAGCCAGAGAGGAGGGACAUAUUAUGCUUGGUCGCCACCAUCCACUUACAAACCAGGGCAGCAGCAGCAGCAGCAGCAGCAGCAACCUCCACAGCAAGAGGAAGGGGAAGACACUCUGCCGCCAUACAGCGAACGGGAGUUGAGCCGAGGCCCUUCAUACAGAAGCAGAGAACAACCAAGCCUGAAUAACUCAGAUAAGAAAAGGAAGAAAGAACCCAAGAAAACAGUGAGGCCAUGUCUGACACUCCUGAUCCAAAUGGGCUGAGCAAGAAUCACCAGAAUGAGUUCCCAACAAGGAUGUCCCUCGUGGUGUGAUGCUGUUGUAGAAGAGUUGUGUUAAUGGACUUGGAAAACAGAAACAGUGAUACUGCUGAGUCACACAGGCUUCCAAGAUGUGUGUUCUCACCUGAUAAUAUUCAGACUCUUGUCUGUUUCAUCAUGUGAAUAGAGAUCUUGUGCAGAAGCUAGUUCCAACCAGUUGCUCUCAUCCAGUCAACCCCUUGGAAAGGGGAAGCUCAGUUGACAAGGAAAUGAAACAUGGAGAAGAUUUCUUUUGCCAAGCUCAUCUUCUGAUCUCCCAGCAAAGAUGGUGUCUCCAUAUUUUUAUCCUCAGUCAUCUUUGAACCCACAGUAUUAUGGGAGCUGCUUUCUUGUAUGAUAUAUAUUCCUUCCCCGAUAUGACUGACUUCUCACUUGUACUGCUCUGCAUCCUAGAUUUGACAGGGAAAGUUGCCACAGGUUCAAGGGGCUCUCACCAUUUGCUCUUUCUUCCCAUGCUGAGACUUCUUGAAAAGGCAUUUUCAAGAAAUACUGCAAAAUCAAUUCUACACCCAUCUGGAAAUGAUCCCAAACUGAGAACUGGGGCACUGCACUAAGGAGGACAGGGUAAUAUUGAGGAACAUAUUGGAGUUCCUGUAAAAAAUUUUUUAAAAUGUCCUUCUCAUUCAGGAAUGGGAGCCACCAGUGAGAUUAAUGUUUUGUUUUGAAAGUGAAACUUAGUAGAUUUUGCUGUAAUGAGAAUGUGCCAUGUUAUUUCACUGUUGUCUGAUAUGAUGUAUCAGCAUUGCCUUACAGUUGAACUAUAGCCAUAAAAGGCUUCAGCUAGUUCUGCUGAUUGGUCCUUUCGUAAGCAGAGCUCAAGCUUGGGUUCUGCUGACAAUGAUUUUUUUUUCUUAAUAAAGCCAACUAGUAGACAACAACAGACCUAGAAUGAGAAAAUCAGGGUGCAAAAGAGGGGAAAAUAGCCAUUGCUUUUAUACUUCUACAAGGACCAAUAUUGCUCCUUUUCUGGUAAUUGGCUGCGGCCAUUCAAUAAGGCAACAGAAAAUUUGAACAAUAAAUAGGUUGGGUGAAACACCAGCUUUGAAAGUUA